UUAAAUAAAAAAUCAAAUUUUAUUGAUAAGAAAUGGCAGCUAAUAAAUUUUGGAAAAAGAAGGAAGUAAGAAAUUAAAUCUAAUCUAAAGUUAUCAAGUUUAGAAUAAUAAGUAGGAUCAGCAUUGACAUAAAUCGAAACAACAAUCACUGAAGUUAAAAAUCUCAAAGUGUCAUCUGUUGUUGACUACACUGCAAAAAUUAAUGCAAAGAAAUAGGUCUAUUUGGUAUUGAUCCCAUAUCCAUGUUUGAGCAUUUAUAAUAAGAUUAGGUAAGAGUUUUGAUUAAAUCAUAGCUCAAAAUUAUUACCUGAAUUAGAAAAGAGAGUCAAAGCUACAAUCUUAGUAGCUGCCAAAAGAACAAUAGAAAGCAAAUGGGUAAAGAGUCACAGAUCUUAAACCAGACCUAACUCAAGAACACUUACAUCUGUCUAUGAGGGUUUACUUGAAGAUUUGAUUAGUCCAUCAGUCAUACUUGGAAGAAGAACAAGAGUUAGAGUUGAUGGCACUAAAUUUUAUAGAAUGUAAAUUAGUUGUCAAUAAAAUAUAAAGAUUCCUUGAUGAAAGCGAUCAAAAAGAAUUAGAACAUAGACUUGAUGCAAUUAAAGAUGUUUACAAAGUACUCACAACUAGAGAUUUAGAAUUUGAAUUUAGAAGAGAUGAUACAUUCUAUCAAAAGAGAGGAGCAAAGAAAGUAGCCAAAAAAUGAAUUUGAUUAUCAUAAGUAUAGUAAAAUACAUAUUUUAUAUCUAAGAUAAAUA
This is a messenger RNA of Paramecium primaurelia, 758 nucleotides long. The record is from the annotation of a GenBank genome assembly. Lineage: Eukaryota; Ciliophora; Oligohymenophorea; Peniculida; Parameciidae.